This is a messenger RNA of Glycine soja, 2656 nucleotides long. Its product is annotated as O-fucosyltransferase 11-like. The coding region runs from base 329 to 2083 and encodes 584 amino acids. The record is from RefSeq and is a predicted model, not a curated record. Lineage: Eukaryota; Viridiplantae; Streptophyta; Magnoliopsida; Fabales; Fabaceae. The transcript has 10 exons.
UCGAAUUCUUACACUACACCACGCCUUAGUACUAGUCCCGUUAAUUUCCCAUCUUCCCUUUCCUCAAACCACUGUCCCUCUCAUCUCUCUGCACCAAAAACAACCCAAAGCAACUCAGAAGUACUACUACUCUCUCCAGUUCUCGCUUCUCUCUCUCUCUCUCCACUAAACAAAACAAAAACCUCCACAAUUCACACACACACUCACUACACUAACACACUAACACAUUAUUUUUUUCAUUUUUAUUUUUCUCCUCCAUCAAGUCAUUCAUUCUCUCUCUACAACACACCUCUCUCUCUCUCUCUCUUGUUAGAGAGAGAAUCUCGCCAUGAAAUCCAAAACCGGCGGAAACGGUCUCACUCAUGAGACCGUCGGCGUCGGCGGGGGGUGCGGGAGCAGCAGCUCUCCAAGUCCUCCGCCGUCGCCGCGUCGUCACUCGGGUGGUCCGCGGUGCCGGAGGCGGGUGAGGCCGGAGAAGAAUUCGUCGGAGAGCCGGCGGCUGGUGGCCGGCAUUAUGGCGCGGCGGAGCCUCCGGUUCUUCUUCCUGCUGCCGCUGGUGUACAUCUCGGGGCUGCUGAUGUGCGUGGGGCCCUUCUCCGCCCUCAUUGGCCACACUCUUCUCCCCGGCUCUCGCUACCGCAGCCACGAGAUCUUCCACAACCUCUGGCACGAUAUCGAGGGUGAUAAUUCCUCUGCCACUGAGUUGGCUUCUGUGUGGAAGUAUAAAAGGAAGUUGAGGGAGCAGAAGCCAUGUCCGAAUUUGACGGCAUUGCAUCGUGAACAUUUUGUGUCACCUGGACUGAAUGGGUUUUUGAUUGUGGAGGCCAAUGGGGGUCUUAACCAGCAACGCUCUGCGAUUUGCAAUGCUGUGGCUGUGGCUGGACUCCUGAAUGCAAUACUAGUUAUACCUCAGCUUGAGUUUCACAAUGUGUGGAAAGAUCCAAGUGAAUUUGGGGAUAUAUAUGAUGAAGAUCAUUUUAUAUCCACACUUGAUGGUUAUGUGAAGGUGGUCAAAGAACUGCCUGAGGCACUAAUGGAGCGGCAUAAUUACAAUAUGACUAAUAUCACUAACAUCAGAGUUCAAGCUUGGGCUCCUGUCAGUUAUUACCUUGGAGUUGUUUCUCCUAUCUUGCAAAAGGAAGGGGUAAUUCGAAUAGCUCCAUUUGCCAAUCGUUUGGCAAUGAGUGUCCCUCCACAUAUUCAAUUUCUAAGAUGUCUUACUAAUUAUAAAGCAUUGAGGUUUUCUUCUUCAAUAUCUGUACUAGGCAAGAAAUUAGUUUACCGAAUGAUUGAGAAGAGCUCAAGGACAGAUGGAAAAUACAUUGCUGUGCAUCUUCGUUUUGAGGAGGAUAUGGUAGCAUUCUCUUGUUGUGUAUAUGAUGGAGGAAAGGCAGAAAAGUUGGAAAUGGAUUCAGUUCGAGAAAAAGGGUGGAGGGCAAAAUUUAAAAGAAAAGACCGUAUCAUUUUACCUGACCUUAAUCGGGUUAAUGGAAAAUGCCCACUAACCCCUCUAGAGGUUGGUAUGAUGCUGCGUGGCAUGGGAUUUGAUAACAAUACUUCAAUAUACUUAGCUUCUGGGAAAAUAUAUCAUGCAGAGAGAUAUUUGGCUCCUUUGAUAAAGAUGUUCCCCAAUCUGUAUACAAAGGAGUCUCUUGCAACAUCAGAUGAGCUUGCUCCUUUUAUGGGCUAUUCCUCCCAAUUAGCUGCACUGGACUACACAGUAUGCUUGUCUAGUGAGGUUUUUGUAACAACUCAGGGUGGUAACUUCCCCCAUUUUUUGAUGGGCCAUAGAAGAUUCAUCUAUGAUGGCCAUGCCAAGACAAUUAUCCCAGAUAAGCGCAAGCUUGUUGUUCUUUUGGAUGACGUGAGUAUUAGUUGGAGAGCUUUCAAGGAUCAGAUGGAAGACAUGCUCACUGAAAGUGACCGCAAAGGAAUCAUGGUACCUAGAGUUAGAAAAAUAAACAGAAAAACUUCUGUCUACACGUACCCCUUACCAGAAUGCAGGUGCCUACAACAGUCUCUUGCCAAUCAAAUUGACCGCAAUCUUGUUAUUCUGGAUGAUUACAACGGAACAAAAGCUUAAAUGGAAGAUAUGUUUCAUUUGUUCAAACAUCUCUGUGCAGUCAUCAGAUUUAUAUCGUUACCAAUUCCAUAGCAUGGUGCUUCAACUUCUCAUUCUGCGGCCUUUUGAAGUUGCUUUCUUGUUUGGCAAGGUGUGGCUAUUCCAGUUAUGAUAACAGGAGAUUGACUGCUGCGACUCUAUGAAGAUUUUGUAUGCAUAUUGUUUUACAUAGUGGGACAGUUUCUAGCCUCCAAUUUAAAGGUUGGACACACUGCACCAACGUGUUCUAUCAAAGGGAUAUAGCAAAACUCAGAGUCAGUUUUUUUUUUUCUAUUUCUGAUAAAUGUUUUUUGAGCUGACAUUACGAUUUAUAUUUUUGUUUCUUGUAUAAAAUUCUUAGGCUUGGAAAAGGAUUGUAAUCUGUUGGGUCAGUGAGUAUUUUUAUUUUGAUCCAUUGUCAGGGAGAUAUCUUUUUGGUCCUUUGGACGAGUGGCUGUGUUUUUCCUCCCUUCCAAGAUUUUCAAAAAUGUAAUUUGUUGUCUUCUGUGUAUAUAUUCUUUUCCUUUAUAUCAUUGACAUUAUCUGAGCUCUUAA